Molecule: messenger RNA, 2491 nt
Organism: Macaca mulatta (Rhesus monkey)
Lineage: Eukaryota; Metazoa; Chordata; Mammalia; Primates; Cercopithecidae
Gene: ZBED2
Product: zinc finger BED-type containing 2
Molecular function (GO): DNA binding
Source: RefSeq, a predicted model, not a curated record
AAUCUAGUCUUCAAAAAAGAGAACUAAGACUUGUAGGUGCUUGACUUACUGUAUUGCUGCUUGACAUAUGCCAGGAACAUCCUUUUCUUGGUAGUGGAGGGGGUGGAGAAAAGGUUUGCAUCUGUGUCUAAGUGUUGCAGAAAAAUCCAACAGGCACAGACACACCUACUUGAAAACAAUGCUGCCCUAGAAGUGGGAGGAAACCAGAACUGGAGGUGCCCUCCUUCUAGGGGUAGGAGUCAGCUAAUAGCCAUCCAAGGUGUGCAGGAGUGCUUUCACUCUGCGCUGGAAAGAUCAGAGAGAAGUCCAGAGCCUUGCCUGCUUGUGUUCCUGCUGGAGAAGGAGUAUGGUGAGCUGCUGGCUAAGGACAGCCAGGCAACAUCAUGUUUGUGAAGAUGUGCUCCAUCUUCCCCUCUGUGCAUCCCAGCUCCUCCUGCUGAAACAGCUGAGCUUGCUUUUCGGAUUUCUUAGACUCCUGGCCUCCGAGAGACGCCUCUAAGGACAAACUGAUCUUGCAUUGGGAACUUUAUUAUCCAGAUCCUCAUAGGCUUUGUCUACUCUGGAUUGCUUGUUGCAACAGUUUUUAGGAAGCAUGAUUGUCUCCUACACCAGCAUCUGCCUGUGUUUGCUUUUACCUACUCUGAGCAAGACCCAGUGAGGCCAUAGCCCUGUUGGUCCUGAAAAGCCUGAAACCUGAGGCUGUUUCUCUUGCCUCCAAAAUGCAUUUAUAGGCAAUAAGAAGCACAGAAACAGUGGAAACAAGCAGGAGGAGAAAAAAGAAAACCUAAAAUUUUCAAUAUUCAAAAAUACCUGUCGUGGUGGUUGAUGCAGAGAACACUGAGUUCAUCAAAGAGCUUUGUAAUUGUUGGACAGAGAACACCUUUGCUACAGGAACUGAUAUGUUUUGUCUUUCUGGCCUAGUCAAGGGAGGAUAAGUAAGUAUCUGGGGCAUGGAAGGAAUGCACUCUUGGGUCGUUUUGCUUGUAUCUGACUCACCCCUGACUCUCCAGUGAAGCAGAAAGGAAGAAACCUCACACCACCCAGGUGUGGCCAGACUUUGGCCAUUAUUGUGAAUCCGCAAGAGUUACCACGGGCCCUUCCCAAAUAUAUAUUCAAUCUUGUGGUUCAAAUAAGCUUUUGGCUCACAUCUAGCCACAUCAUAAAGAACGCUGUAGAAGAGGUGACAUGAUGAGGCGGGAAGAGGAGGAAGAGGAGGGAGCCAUGAUGAAGGCAAAAGGGGACUUGGAGAUGAAGGAAGAGGAAGAGAUUAGUGAGACAGGAGAACUGGUUGGCCCUUUUGUGAGUGCUAUGCCCACUCCAACGCCCCACAACAAGGGCACCCGGUUCUCUGAGGCAUGGGAGUAUUUCCACCUAGCCCCUGCUCGUGCUGGGCACCAUCCCAACCAAUAUGCCACCUGCCGCCUGUGUGGCAGGCAGGUGAGCCGUGGCCCUGGGGUCAAUGUGGGCACCACAGCCCUGUGGAAGCAUCUGAAAAGUAUGCACAGAGAGGAGCUGGAGAAGAGUGGCCAUGGUCAGGCCGGGCAGCGCCAGGAUCCAAGGCCCCACGGGCCCCAGCUCCCCACGGGCAUUGAGGGUGACUGGGGUAGGCUCCUGGAGCAGGUGGGCACAAUGGCUUUGUGGGCCAGCCAAAGGGAAAAGGAGGUGCUUAGGAGAGAAAUGGCAGUGGAAUGGCGGGAGAGGGCUGUGGAAAAAAGGGAACGAGCCUUGGAGGAGGUGGAAAGGGCCAUCCUGGAGAUGAAGUGGAAGGUGAGGGCUGAUAAGGAGGUAUGCCAGCAGGAGAAAGAGUUGCCGGCAGCAGUACAUGCCUUCCAUUUUGUUUAAAUUGGGCUUGGAGAAUCUAUCCUGAAAACAUUGACUCUAGACUUGUACAAAAGAGCCACUUUAGUUUCAACUCAAAUGUAAAGCAAAGUAGUUUAGUGACAUUUUGCUUUUAUGUGAAAUAGUGCACAGUAUGAGUUAAUCUGAGCAGGUCUGAAUUGACCAGAUGCUUCUCUAUGAGGUUACUAGAGCUCUGCUGACCCUUGGCCGAAACUCUAAAAUGUACCUAUUAAAGAUAAAUGCUGUUACCAAAGUAAAACUCUGUGAGUUGUUUCAGGGCAGAAUGUACCAGCCAGUCAGCAUUGUUUACCAAAAUAAUCAGAUUUUUGCCUAGCACUCGGUUUUGGUGGAGCUGAAGAUUUUGAGGGCUGAGGCUGGUUAAGUAGCUGGAAUGUGCCUAUGUGACCAGCUCACUUGCAGACACCCUGCAGGAAGCAGAGCUUAAUCUUCCUGGGACUGAGGUCUUAGCACAUGUACUGGUGGUGCUUCCAGACAGCCAGUAUGAAUACAAAGCUUGUUCUGUGUGACCCAGCAAGUGGAAGGACAAAGAAUUGUGAGCCUCAGAUCUUUGGAUCCUUGCAAUGCGUAUCUUUCUCCUGUUAUUGCUGCGAUGUAUUUUCUUGCUUAUAUUAAAGCUGUUUCAUCAGUAUAA